AUGGCUGCCCUCUUUCCAUUUAUCUACACAAGCGGAAGAUGGUUACACCGGGAUAAAGCGCAGCGGGCCUUACGACGCAUCGAUUUCCAAUUCCAGGAACUUUGCAAGAAAAUCUUAUCAUUGUGUCCAGAUGCCUCUCACAUCAUGAGUUAUGAGAAAAAGGAGGGCGGUUUCAAUAAAGUUCUUAUAUUCCUCUUGAAUGAUGGAAAGAAAAUAGUGGCGCGCCUGCCAACUCAAGUCGCGGGUCCUUCGGCUCUGACUACCAACUCGGAGUCAGAUGACUCGAGGAAUCCUAUUGGUAGUGAAUACAUCAUUAUGAAGCAUGUAGAGGGUGUGCGGCUGCAAGAGAGAUGGUCCACCAUGUCCGGAAGUCAAUAUACUAAAUGCGUUCAAUCAGUCUGUAUGACGAUGCAGCAACUAGCAGCACUUGAGUUUCCAGCAUAUGGAAGUAUUUAUUUUGAGAAUGCACCAUUUGAAUCGACGUUAAAGGUACCUUUAAGCAAAGGUUUCUGUAUUGGAACCUGUUGUUCGACUAGAUAUUGGAAUGAUAGUGCUAGCGAAACGGAAACAGGACUUACGAGUUCUGCUGGCCCUUGGCAAGAUCUUGCGGCUUAUUCGUCAGGACUAGUUGCUAAUGGAUACUCCAAACUUCCAUCCUCCGACAUUGAUACAUCACGGCCUUCCUACUUUGGUACAGUAAAAGAACACCGGAAAUUGUUAAAUGCAGCUCAGGCAAUACUCCAAAGCCUGAUAGCGCAGCCGCAAGUCCAGAGUGCCUUGACACCAACUCUACUUCAUGCGGAUUUACACGCUAGGAAUAUUUAUGUUUUGAAUGAAGAUCCAACUCUAAUAAUAUGUCUCAUUGACUGGCAGUCGAGCUCAAUUGAACCGGCGUUCAUCUACGCAAACGACAUGCCGGAUUUUGCGGUCCUCCCAGAUCCUCGCACUGAAGAGAAGUCAUUAGAUGAAGCGACUUCGGACAAUGAACCACCUUUAUCUGAACAAGAUAUUAAGAUGCGCAAGGUCGCUUCGUACUGUAAUCAAGCCUAUGAAAUCUGUAUGAAAGCUUUUAUCCGGAAGCUACGGGUGGCAAGAUCAGUUGAUCAGUCACUUGUUCGGCCAUUCCAGUACUCCAAUACUUCAUGGAGGGACAGUGCGACCGCAGUGCGGCAAGAGUUUCUUGAUCUUGCAGAGAAUUGGAAUGACUUGGGCCUAAUUGGUGAAUGUCCUUACAUUCCCACCAAAGAAGAACUCGAGAUCCAUCGAAAAGCAUACAAGGCUUUUCAACACGUCCAGGAGCUCAAGCUGGUGCUCAUAAAACUGCUACGUACCGAUUCUGACGGCUGGGUACCUAUUGAUCGCUGGGACGAGGUGAGAUGUGCUCACAAAGAAGUCUUCAACACAGCUCUGGAAAGUGCCCGUGAAGAGGGGAGUGAGUCGACUGAGGUGAAGGUUAGGGAAUUGUGGCCUUUUGAUGAUUGGAAGUUAUGA
Messenger RNA from Sclerotinia sclerotiorum 1980 UF-70, 1491 nucleotides. RefSeq lists its product as hypothetical. Gene Ontology annotation, cellular component: mitochondrion. The record is from RefSeq and is a predicted model, not a curated record. Lineage: Eukaryota; Fungi; Ascomycota; Leotiomycetes; Helotiales; Sclerotiniaceae. The transcript is spliced from 4 exons. Bases 1 to 1491 code for a protein of 496 amino acids.